CUCAUAUAGACCGCGUGGUCGUCGUGGCUUCUCGCUCUCGUCGUUGAGCUCUGUUUGCCUCGUUGUUUAUGCCAGUGAACUUUACGUUUUUUCCCGGGUUUUCCACUGUGCUCCCGAGUCUAUUUACCACCAAUUUCUUUUUUGGACUACCUGCUAUCAGUCUUGUUGGUUCCCUACGGCACUCCGUGUCUGUAUUAUCCGCCGUGGCUGCUAUUUUUGUCUUCGUGCCACGCCCUUUUUGUUCAGAGCUCUGUAUUCUACUGGCCCCUGCUGCUACCAACUUGUAUUUGCGGAUUUGGGGACACAGCUACUCAUUUUAUAUCGAAGUUGUAUAUUACGAGGUGGCACUCGACACUCCUUUCGUGCCUGGGUGUACCCACUGGCCCUGCUGCACUUUGUUGGAGUUCGUGCUGCAUCUUGUGGUCGUCAUGGAAACGAUGUAAUACACAUGCGCACCAAGUUUCAUCUCCAUGCGUGAUACUGUUAGCGAGUUUGAGGAGUGAAGAAGUAAUUUUAAAGAAAAGUGCCUGAGGCUAUUUGUUGUUGUGGUCGUCAAGGAAACGAUGUAAUACACAUGCGCACCAAGUUUCAUCUCCAUGCGUGAUACUGUUAGCGAGUUUGAGGAGUGAAGAAGUAAUUUUAAAGAAAAGUGCCUGAGGCUAUUUGUUGUUGUAGUUGUCAUGGAAACGAUGUAAUACACAUGCGCACCAAGUUUCACCUCCAUGCGUGCUACAAUUAGCAAGUUUGAGGAGUGAAGAAGUAAUUUAAAGAAAAUUGCCUGAGGCCUUUUCGAACAAUAUGCGGUCGUCAUGGAAACAUGUAAUCGUCAUGGAAAUGAUAUAAUAGGCAUACGUACCAAGUUUCAUCUCUAUGCGUGCUACCAUUGGAAAGUUUGAGAAGUGAAAAAGUUAAUUUAAAGAAAAGUGCCUGAGGCUAUUUGUUGUUAUUUACAAACAUGUAUUGUUGGGAUUUUGAUGUUGGCUAUUGAAUACAUUGUGUAUACAAACUUUCGCUCGCAUAACUCUUACCAAUUGUGAGUUACACUGACACAUGUAGUAUGCCCAUUAUAACGUAUUGCCCAUUAUAAUGUAUUGCCUGGGGCAAUGUUGUUGUUGUUUACAGUAAACAACAUUGUUUACAAACAAAAAAGUAUGACGUUGCCCAUGUGGUUAUCGAUAUGUACAUUCCUACAAAAUUUCAUGGCUUUAUCUCUUUCGGAUUUUGAGUUACGCUGGUCGAAGAAGAAGAAGAAGAAGAAGA
Molecule: messenger RNA, 1260 nt
Organism: Geodia barretti
Lineage: Eukaryota; Metazoa; Porifera; Demospongiae; Tetractinellida; Geodiidae
Source: the annotation of a GenBank genome assembly